GUGAAUUUCAAUCAUUUGACUAUGAAUCUGCAGUGAUCAUGUGACCUUGUCAAAGUUGUCAUGUGACCUCAGUCUUGUGAUCAUGUGACUUCUACAAUUGGACUUCACCAACAUAGCUGUCCCAACAUUGUCAUAUGGGACAUUUCGGAUUUGUCUUCAACACAAUUUAGCCAUAAGAAAUAUCAGUAUCCCUGUAUUCUACACAUGUAUAUUAUUGUGAAGAAAGGAGACAUAUGUAUUGAUCACAUGCUGUAAAAACAAUAAACAUUGAUUUUUGUAGUUGUAGUGUAAAUGUUUGUGUAGCUUUCCCGCGAGUUUGUGUAAAGUAAGAAAUGGAACAGUUACAUGACACAGUACACUGUUGUCAUUUGGGAUGAAUAGUGAUUAAUUCCCCUGUUUGAAAAUGUUACUCCCUACUGCAGUGUAGCAGGUCCUGAAAGCUACUGUGAUCAUUGUACAGCCUUCAUAUAACUUUUAUAGUGUACAGGUAUGUACACAUGUCUCAUCUGACAUUGAUCUAACUCAAUCAUCAAGUUGUUUAUCACUUACGAUGAUACUGAAAACGUUGAGCAUUUAUACAUAUGUAAGAUAUUAAUGUCAAAUGUGUAAUGUGAUUUACCAAGAUUUGACCCCAACAUUGCGAAAUUAACUAGGUAAACCAGUUCAGGUUAAUAACAAUUAACCAGAUUAGCACAAUUAUGUUAAACAAGUGUAGGACGAUUAUAGUAAACUAGUUUAAGGUCCUUGAGAUAAGCAAGUUUAGGAUGAUUAUCAUAUCAAGCUGAGGGUGAUUAUGAUAAAUCAGUUAAGGAUUAUUACAAUAAACAAGUUUGGGAUGAUUAUGAUAAACUUAUUUAGGAUUUUGAGAUAAACCAGGUUAGGGUGAUCAGUUUAGCAUGAUUAAAGCAGUGAUGGAUGAUUAUGAUCGACGAUGGAAAACAAGUUAACAUUAUAAAAAUACACCAUUUUAGGGUGAUAGAAGUGAACCAGUGUGGGUUUAGGUUGAUAGAAGUGAACCAGUGUGGGAUGGUUGUGAUAAACCUGUUUAGGUUGAUAGAAGUGAACCAGUGUGGGAUGAUUGUGACAAACCUGUUUAGGUUGAUAGAAGUGAACCAGUGUGGGAUGAUUGUGACAAACCUGUUUAGGUUGAUAGAAGUGAACCAGUGUGGGAUGAUUGUGACAAACCUGUUUAGGUUGAUAGAAGUGAACCAGUGUGGGAUGGUUGUGAUAAACCUGUUUAGGUUGAUAGAAGUGAACCAGUGUGGGAUGAUUGUGACAAACCUGUUUAGGUUGAUAGAAGUGAACCAGUGUGGGAUGAUUGUGACAAACCUGUUUAGGUUGAUAGAAGUGAACCAGUGUGGGAUGAUUGUGACAAACCUAUUUAGGUUGAUAGAAGUGAACCAGUGUGGGAUGGUUGUGAUAAACCUGUUUAGGUUGAUAGAAGUGAACCAGUGUGGGAUGGUUGUGACAAACCUGUUUAGGUUGAUAGAAGUGAACCAGUGUGGGAUGAUUGUGACAAACCUGUUUAGGUUGAUAGAAGUGAACCAGUGUGGGAUGAUUGUGACAAACCUGUUUAGGUUGAUAGAAGUGAACCAGUGUGGGAUGGUUGUGACAAACCUGUUUAGGUUGAUAGAAGUGAACCAGUGUGGGAUGAUUGUGACAAACCUGUUUAGGUUGAUAGAAGUGAACCAGUGUGGGAUGGUUGUGAUAAACCUGUUUAGGUUGAUAGAAGUGAACCAGUGUGGGAUGGUUGUGAUAAACCUGUUUAGGUUGAUAGAAGUGAACCAGUGUGGGAUGAUUGUGACAAACCUGUUUAGGUUGAUAGAAGUGAACCAGUGUGGGAUGGUUGUGAUAAACCUGUUUAGGUUGAUAGAAGUGAACCAGUGUGGGAUGAUUGUGACAAACCUGUUUAGGUUGAUAGAAGUGAACCAGUGUGGGAUGGUUGUGAUAAACCUGUUUAGGUUGAUAGAAGUGAACCAGUGUGGGAUGAUUGUGAUAAACCUGUUUAGGUUGAUAGAAGUGAACCAGUGUGGGAUGAUUGUGACAAACCUGUUUAGGUGGAUAGAAGUGAACCAGUGUGGGAUGAUUGUGACAAACCUGUUUAGGUUGAUAGAAGUGGACCAGUGUGGGAUGAUUGUGAUAAACCUGUUUAGGUUGAUAGAAGUGAACCAGUGUGGGAUGAUUGUGACAAACCUGUUUAGGUUGAUAGAAGUGAACCAGUGUGGGAUGAUUGUGAUAAACCUGUUUAGGUUGAUAGAAGUGAACCAGUGUGGGAUGAUUUUGAUAAACCUGUUCAGGUUGAUCUAAGUAUAUAUAACACUUUUUUUACUUCAUUUACAUUGUACUGUAUAACUUGCUAUAAGUAUUCAUAGAUAUAUCUGUUUGAAGACAUUUAUUUUAUAACACUCUCUCAUUGUCAGCCAAACAAUUUUUAAUUAAGGCACAUUUUCAAUGUUAUUCUGCUGGCAUUACCUGAUACCACUUCAGAGUGAGCUGAUUAUAUGAAGUAAAUAUACCAUAUUUUCUGGCUUUGAAGACAAAGCUGCAAAAUCAAAUUUUAAGAAUUUAUUAUUUAGAUCCACAUAUUAGCCACACUGGAAUGUAACUUGCACCAUCUCUGAAGAUGUGGUAACCGUUAUGUUGACCAAAUUUUGUUGAUAUAAGAGACAUUUAGCAUUACAUGAGGAAAUUUAGUGAAAGGAAACAUUAAAGAACUGUAUGUUUCUUCUGAUGUGAUAAUUGCCUGAAAUAUUUUGUAAAUUUUGAUCAUUGAUAGAAAUUUAAAUAUUUUCAUAUGUUAUAGUAUUUUAUAAAGUCUAACUCUUCAACAAUAACCAAUUUUUUUGAAAUGAAAAGACAUAAUUAUGUGUAAUGUAAUUGACAUCUAAAGACAUAUUUUGAUAUACCUUAAAAGUGAUUUUUUUUAAU
Molecule: messenger RNA, 2928 nt
Organism: Ylistrum balloti
Lineage: Eukaryota; Metazoa; Mollusca; Bivalvia; Pectinida; Pectinidae
Exons: 2
Coding region: 916-2307 (463 amino acids)
Source: RefSeq, a predicted model, not a curated record